This is a messenger RNA of Galendromus occidentalis (western predatory mite), 1214 nucleotides long. RefSeq lists its product as uncharacterized. The record is from RefSeq and is a predicted model, not a curated record. The transcript has 7 exons. The coding region runs from base 84 to 881 and encodes 265 amino acids. Lineage: Eukaryota; Metazoa; Arthropoda; Arachnida; Mesostigmata; Phytoseiidae.
GUUCUUCUGCGUGCGUCCACUCGCUGCCGUCCUGUUUUUGUAUUUGAAAGGUCUCGAACUUGACACUCACACGCUGAGCCACGAUGACGGUUUUCCCAGUGAGAUCCCUAUGCAGUGUGCGAAAUUUCAAUGCAGAUGAGCGUGAGAUUCUGGGCUGGGCAAAGUAUUGCUUGUGUUUCAUGGAUACAGCGAUUCUCAUGAACUUCCUGAGCGCGACCGGAACUUUCUUUGAAGCUACACGAAUGUAUGAAAACACGCCAGGAGACCGGCUUCGUUUCAUCAUGACACUUUCUCUCGGCGCAUUGUACGCUGCCAUGUUCCUGAGUUAUUUCAUGACGUACUGCUUCUUGAAAGACGCUAUCACCCUUAUUCGGGUGCGAUUGUGUAUGCUUCUGGGCUCUGCCUUCGCCAACUUCCUAUUCCUGCUGAUAAUUUCUGCCUUGGUGGUUCAUUUCCGGGGAUCGGAUCAUCUUAUGAAUCAGCUGGCCAUAGAUCUUGAGAAAGACACAGACAUCGCGUGGACAUCAGUUCUCUUCCUGUCGGCGGUAUCCGUACUCAUAACGUUGAUCACGGGAGUUCUAGCUAUCUAUAUGUCCCAGAGGUUGGAGAGUAUCAUAUUCUAUCUCCACCCGUUUGACUCCUACAUCAGCGUCACUCCUGAAUCGCCAUACACCAGAUAUUGGAAAUCAGCGCGGGAACCGAGAAGUAAUGCGAUGGCCGGAGACCACAUCUGUCAUCGCUCUCCACGCUUAUAUCCCCAAAGCGCCUUGUACUCCCCAACUAAAAGCUCGAUGAAGCUUUCGCCGAGGAGUCAUGAAUUCAUGAGAGAACUCAAGACGAACCUGCCGAGCCGAAAUGAAGCGCAACGAACCGUGCUGUAGUUCCUCCCCUGGUACUUUAAGAAAGGAGACGCGUCGCGUAUACGCCAUUGGCCUACGGAUGAGACGGAUUGACGUGACAUAUCGAAGAAAAUUUCUCCUGUCUUGGAUUUUAUUCAGCGCUGAAUUAAUAUAUGUUAUUCUGUUCGAGAAGACAGAGUCUUUGCUCCCCAAUGUUCUCACACUCAUCGAAGUCGAAGACAAAGAAGUUUCCUGGGGAUCUUCGAGCCGGCCACGGACGACGCAUGAUAUGCUGCGCCGAUCGCGGCGCUGACGGUCGGUCUUACGCAGGUGUAUUCUGGAACAUCACUCCCCAGAGUUUCAACGAAUCCCUCU